AGACUCUAAACCUUGGUUCAGGGCAUGCGUAUACUCACGUUCACUAUUGACGAGUUAAUAUUACCAGUGAUGUGUUAAAUUCGACGUAUUUGAGCAACAGACUAUACCGUUUUAUUAAUUUAAUGUUUUAAACGAAGAAAGCCACAUCAUGCCACGUGGACAUCUUUCGAAAACACAAGUUCGAUUCGUGGUUCAGGUGAUGGGUCUAGCUGUGGCCAAUGUUCUUGCGCACCUUGACUAGACGCAUAGAAAUCAAAAUGGAAACAAUAUGUAGUUUUUAACCAUAGUGGCUCCGCGGUCUUCUGUGAAACGCUUGAAUGGAAGGACUGCAAUGAUCUGGAAGUGCUAGUAAUGAUAAAACAGGAGCCACACCUCCCCGAUGGGGAAAGGGAAUCAUCCGCCGUGUUACCGAUUCAGUGACAGGCCUUUUUUCGUCGUCAUGGCUGUCAGGGUGGAUGGCUGGGGAAGAGGAGGAGGAAGCUGGUGACACUCAGCAAGCAGGUUCAUCUAGAGUUGCCAGCCAAGUAAAAACGAUGGCCCCACCUGGCGAGUCUUUCAUUUUUGCCCAGCCAGCUACAGCUCGUCGCUCAUUUCGUCCAAUCUAUCCUGAAGAAGGUGAGAUUGAGGGCAAUAACCAGCAUGCACAUGGUGUGAAUGUUGGCGCCAGCACAAGUAGUGGGGUGCGAUUGAAUUUAACUACAGCCACGUCUGUUGCGAUUCCUACUGCAUCUUCAGUUCCGUUAAGUAGUGAAAAUCCUAGCCCAGUGCUUUUGGGCCGAAGACAUCCUAUAAUAUCCUCAACUCCCUCUCAAAUGUUUUCUACUCGUACUAAAAGUCAGCUUGAACCUCGCCCUGCGCCACUUCUUACAAGCUCCACCCCAACAGGUGAUGACGGCAGUGAAUUUAGCGAGUCAUCAGCAGACACAGGUGUGGAUGCCUCUGUAAUUCCACGUCCAGAUGAGAGAGAUUAUCAACGAGAGAUACUGCAGCUAGAUGAUGAGAGUCUGCAGACAUUGAGAGAGUCUCUGGCUAAACCAGCCCUGGCUCCUCCAGUCGCCCAACCUGCAAGUGCCCUGCCAUCUAUAGAAGAAACAAGAAAAAGACCUCGGGACAUAGAAGCUGAUCAAACCAGUUUACGGGCUGAAGGGAGCCUCAGCAAUAGGUCGUUGUUUAGUGACUCUGGUGAUGUUUCCCUCAGUCAACCUCAACCUUCAGCCUUAGCGAGCAAAAGACCAAGAUUUAAUAUAUCGGCAUAUGGAUCGCCACUCAUGUUUGAGAAGUCUGUAUUGAGUGAUUCGUCAUUUAAGAUGUCACCAUUUUAUCCUGGGAAGACAAUGUUUGGUGGUGCUUCAGCGUACAGAAGACGACAAAUUCGAUCGCAGACUCCAAGAGUCCAGGUGAAACCAAAGCCGGCACAGACUCCUGAUGACGGAGGAUUGAGUCGAUCCGCUCGCCGUAUUCUUGAAUGCCUAGAACAGAUGUCCACCCCAAUAUCAGACGCAAAGCGAAUACCAACCCCAAUACCGGGACAAAGAGGUAGUUUUUUAGAUACCACAUCGGGUUACACAGCUGUCUACCACAGACAUCGACCACCUUCAAGAACACCUGGACCUCCAGCUUACAAGCAGAGUACCCCUGCAAAGGUGUCUGUUGCGGAAAAGUUUGCCAUCACCACGCACAGUACAAGUAAUGCAUCUGCAAGUGGUGUUGAUAGUAGCCCACUUGCUACUGCUGUUGCCUCUGCCUCAACUUCAGAUACAUCCAGAGUAGAAGUGGGUGGUGCAUCAGCCAGCGAGGGGAAGGUUGAUAAGCAGCCAGACAAUGUAGCGUUCUUGUCAGUCUUUUCAAAAGCAGUUUCUGAGGCAACUGCAAACAUGAAGUCUACAAGCAAAAGCGGUGCCUCUCUUCCUACAUUUGAAUUUGCUCCUAAGCCACUUGAAGUAACAGCUGCAUUUGUAGGUGGCUUGAGGAAAGUAGGUGGGAAAGUAAAGACGAAAGUGGUCAGCAGUGGCAGGACAGCCAUUAUUUUACCGGAUGGUGACAUAGUUGAUGGCCCUGAAGAACCCAAUUUACCAGCAGUAACCCUUACUAUUUCGUCUCUUCCGAAGAUUGAUUUUACCUCGGCUAUUAAUACUAGUCCUGCUUCAAAGGCGCCUUCUGCAAACUCGGAAGGAUUUAAAUUUGCAUCGCCAGAAGUUGUUCAUGGAGGUAGUAAAGUCCCUUCAGAUUUUUCGACGAGUCUACCUGUAUUUACAUUUAGUAGCCCAGCAGCAGUUGGCCAUGAAAAUGUCAAUGACUUAGACUCUCCUGCUGCACUAGCUGUUCCAUCAGUACCCUUAUUAUUUAACUGCAGUUCUGGCUCUGCACCCAAAUUAAAAGAAGUUGUUAAAAAGGACAAGGCCUCCAGUGUAUCAGAAUUGAAGGAGGGAAGCAUAUUGGAUGUUCUUAAACCAAAGAGGGCAUCUCCAGAAAAGACAGUUAGGGAGAAUUCAGUUACACCAUUCUUCUUCAAUAACAUAGAUACGAAGUCUGUAGCAACAGACUCCUCCAUAAUGAACAUCACUGAAAACAAUUCGGGGUCAGGUGUAGAACAAAAUAGUACCAUUAAUAAUGUGUCCAAGAAAACAGAGUCCUCCCAAGUGUUCCAAGGGUUUAGUUCUUUUAUGAAAUCCAGUGAUGAAUGGGAAUGUAGUGUGUGUAUGAUUAGAAAUAAAAAUACGGCUGAAAAAUGUAUAGCAUGCGAGACUCCUAAACCUGCACUUAAUUCAGUUUCAAACACUGGCAGUCAAAUAGCUAAUGCAGUGGCGGAGCCGCCGCCACCCGCAUUGAAUAGUAUAGCUGGAGGGUGGGGUAAUGCGUUUAAAAAGUCUGAUAAUGAAUGGGAGUGUGAAACGUGUAUGAUUUUAAAUAAAGACACAAGUAAUAAGUGUGUUGCGUGUGAAACCCCUAAACCAGGUAGUAGAAGUGAACCUCUAUCACAAGACAAUAGUAGUAAAGUUUUAGAGAACAAAGAGGAAAAAACUAAUUUAGGGUUUGGCUCCAUGUUUGCCAAAGCGAAAGGUGAAUGGGAAUGUGCCACGUGUUUAGUCCGUAAUAACAGUGACGCUAGUAAAUGCAUAUCUUGUGAAACUCCUAAGCCAGGUGCUGUGGCCGUGUCCCAAGCUAUCACAGGUAAUUUCAGGUUUGGUGUAAAUACAAAUGACUCUUCCACAAGUUCUACUUUUAAGUUUGGUGUUAGUGACUCACAGUCUGAGGUUAAAUCUAGUGGGUUCAGAUUUGGGUUGAGUGCCAAAAAUACUGACGAAAGUAAUAGCAAAGUAAGCGGUGGGUUUAAAUUUGGUGUGAGUGAGGAGGUAAACAAAAGUUCUUUGACUGAGAGUUCAAAAGAUGUUGCAAGUGACAAGUCAAAAGAAAAUUCUGAGUGUGUUAGCAGCAGCAGCAGCAGCAGUAGUAGUAGUACUGGUUUUACAUUUGGUGUCAAGUCCACAGACAAAAAGAAAGAAACUGAUAGCAAAGUUCCAAAUUUUAAUUUUUCUUCGAAUAAGUUAAUAGAAAACAAAAAGGAUUCAGAAAAUGCCAUCAAAACCGGUUUUAAUUUUAAAGUGGUUAGUCCAGAUACACCAUUUACUUUUGGGGUAGGGUUAAAACGAAAAACAGAUAGAGAUGAUAAGAAUAAUUCCAAUGAAAUUAAACCUCCUACGGAACUAAAGUCAGGGAGCGUAGCAGACGUUCUUAAGCCAAAGGAACCUUCCACUGGUGUAUUUACAUUUGGAAAUAAAAUUGAAAAGCCUGAGAGGGACAGUGUAACCAAGCUCCCAGUUUUUAAUAAUGCAUUGUCUUCGUUGCAUAAUGACGGGGAAUCCAAGAACGCCACUCCCACCUUUGGAAGUUCAAAAGUGUCUGCUCCACUCAUCUUUGGAACGAAAACAGGGGAAUCCACUUCUAUCACAGGUAAUAGCUUCACCGUUGGAACAGAGGUUACGAAGGCAAAUGCUUUACCUUCCUUUCCAUUUUCUCCUCCUGUAAAUGAAGAAACCAAGACAACAGCAUCAGUGCCAUCUUUCACCUUUGGCUCUAAACCUGAGUCGGCAGACAGUGAGGAGCCCUCCAAAAAGUUAGCCUUUGGAUCAUCAAGCACCUUGACUAAUAAUAAUGUCAACUCCAAAACUCCCCAACUCUUCACUUUUGGAAGCAAAGAAAAUACCCUGACAGGUUUUGGACCAUCCCCUACUUCUACCCCGGCCUUUGGAGCACCAGCCCCAACGUGUAAUGUAGGGAGUACAUUCCAGUUUGGACACAAUAAUAAUCCUGUUCCAGCUGCCACAGCCCCAGCUCCCUCCUUUGGUAAUGCAGCAGCAGCUCCUGCAUUUAGUGGUACAGCUGCGUUUGGUAGCAAUAAUUCAACAUCAUCUUUCGCAUUUGGACAAGGUCCCAAGAAGUCGGCUGCUGGUUACGAUUUUGGUCAGGCUGCUUCAGUGGCAAACGCAUUCAACUUUUCUGGUGGAGACUCCACUGCAUCAACAUUCAAGUUUGGUCAGAACGCGGGGGACGCAGCCUCCAGGAUAUUUCAGUUUGGUGCUGGAAGUACGCCUGUAGAAACCCCUGCUUUUGGUGCGGAUAAUCCCUAUGCAGCGCCAGCACCUCCAAGUGGCCGUGUAGUAAAGAAAGCAAGAAGACGAAAGCAGUAACUCUUAGCUGCUCCGUUUUGUACCAAAUCGUGUCUUUAUAUUGAUAAUAUAUGUAUAUAACCCACGUCAAUUAUUUUUUUAUGACAGUUAUUCUUUUGGGGGCUGUUGCUUAUUUGUCCUAUUUUUUCCCUUUUUUUUUUAUUUUGUUUUUUUUCUUAUAUCAGGAAAGAGCGCUUUUGAUUUUAAAUGUGGUGCUUUACAUGGGAAAUGCUGUAAAUUACUUUAAGUUGUCAGGUUUCUCUCUCUCUCUCUCUCUCUCUCUCUCUCUCUCUCUCUCUCUCUCUCUCUCUCUCUCUCUCUCUCUCUCAUUUUAUUAGUCACCUUAGGUUAGUGGUCUAGGUAAAUGCUUCAUAAUGCCUCAUUAAACUUCCCUUUGUUCCAGUUUGUGAUAUUAGGGAGCAUUUGUAUAAAUUACCAUGAACAACAGUAAACUCCUGUAAUAGUGAGCUUUUAUUUAUAGUAACUGACAGUCAUGCAUUGCCGACAUAUAUAUUCAUAAGAUAUAUACCGUAUAUAUGUGGUAGACACUGAUAUAGCGCUAUCACAUUUAGAUUGUUGACUUUGAUUUUUGAGUAGUUUUAUCUUUUGAUAGAAAAGCUGUCACAAAGAAUUUUUUUUAAAUUGUUGCAAGCAGUGAGUGUCAGUUUAUUAGUGUUAUGUAUUUUGCAGAUCAAGUUUAGUGAUAUUUUUGCUGUUUCAUCCUUUGGUAUAGCUAUAUAUAUUUUUUAUUGAGUUGAUCCGAAGAUUUUAUUGCGUUGUUUACUGUGGCAAGAGUUUACUUUGGGUAGUUCAGAUGAUUUGCUCUUGUUUUAUUUGAGAGACGUUUUAAUAGGUAUUAAAACUGCUUUAUUGCAGAAGUUGAAACCAAAUUGUAUCAUCCUUACAUGUUCCUCCUACUGAAUAGGAAUGUGAAGGUAAAUUUCUUACAGAAAACUAGUUUUAUACCAGUGAAAUGAUCUCUUGAAAAGAGAAAAUCUUAAGUUGGAUAGGUAGGCUUUAUUUCGGGGGCAUGAGUUCACCUAACAACUAUGAUUACUGUAUUUCAUUUACAGGUAGAUCGUUGGCCACUGUACAUAAAUUACUGGCCAGGUUGGGCUUAUGCCACGAUUUUAUAUUCAUGUCACUUUUCACUUGAGUUCUUUAUAACCUGAUGGAUCUCGUUAACUGUUGUUCACUCUGUGAAAAGGCCUGAUGAAACUGUAAUGAAUAUGAAAUUGUGCUUUAUAUAUCAACCCAGACAUUUUUGUAAGCUUUGUGCUACACUUCUCCUCCCUGUGCAAGGUUAUUGUAGAAUAUUUUAAAAAUUAUUUCACUAUUUUUUUAUCAGGAGCACAAAGUAUUAGAAUAGAUACUCUGUUAUAUCACUAAAGUGUAAAUGGUGUAUACUGUAUUUUAAAUUGACCCUCUUUGACCAUGCACAGGUAGGGGCUCUGUGGUGAUUUCAGAAGAGGCAUUCAACUAAGCUUUUUUCAAGAAUGAAGUCUUUUUACCACUAUGAACAUUCUUUGUACAUACUUAAGGCUUAGCAAGCCCAUGAAGUCAUACUGUUUCACGGUUCCUUGUUAGGAGAUCAUUGUUGAAUAUUUUAUAUGAUGCCCAUGGUUAAUGGCCAUUGGUUUUUUUUUUUCAUAUUUUUUUAAGUUUUCAUUAGGAAUGUUCAUAGUUCUCUUGUCGCACAGGUUAUUCCAACAUCUUGCUACAAAGGGCUGUACAUAUUUUAAACAAAUGAAUAGUGCAGUUGGACAUAGCAUUUUAUGUUACUAUGGUGAAUGAAUGCUGGGGAUAGCUAAUGUCAAGUUUUUGUCACUGAAUAUAGCAGGAUAAUUUUUUUCUAUAAAUAAUACUUUAUAAUAGACUAAGUAAAGCCUUUCAUUGUGGUUAUCACUGCCCCUGAUGUUAGCCAUCCGCAGCUUCUCACCCCCACUUUAGUGUUGCUCAUGCAAAGUCCUCUGCAAGAUGCGACAAUUGUGCGCUUUAUAAAUAAGUGAUGUAUAUAGAAUACCAAGGCAGGCUCACUCCUUGAAAAUGUACGAACACUUCAUUAGUGUGGUAUAGCUGACGGACUUGUGUUAAAUGCGAGUUGUAUCUGUAGGCUGCUGUUGCGGUAACUAAUACGAGUAGUAAAAAUGAGUGGCUGGUUGUGAGAAGCGGAGUGUACCGCCCCUUGUCUUGUCCUGUCUGUUGGAUCCCUGAGAGGUUUAUUGUAAUACUGAUAAGAUUAUUUUAUAUCAAUGUGACUCUUAAUAUGUACAAAUUGGUGAAGUGUGAGUGUGAAGGAGUUAGACUGCUGGGAGUAUAUGUCAUCUGGUUUUGCAUUACUCGGUGUGAGUGUGAAAUGUUCAAUAAAGGAGCAUUCUAUACUGGAA
Macrobrachium nipponense is the source of this 7054-nucleotide messenger RNA. Its product is annotated as nuclear pore complex protein Nup153-like. Gene Ontology annotation, biological process: protein import into nucleus; RNA export from nucleus. The coding region runs from base 456 to 4688 and encodes 1410 amino acids. NCBI's taxonomy places the organism in Eukaryota, Metazoa, Arthropoda, Malacostraca, Decapoda, Palaemonidae. The record is from RefSeq and is a predicted model, not a curated record. The transcript has 11 exons. Gene Ontology annotation, cellular component: nuclear pore. Gene Ontology annotation, molecular function: structural constituent of nuclear pore.